This is a messenger RNA of Erythranthe guttata (spotted monkey flower), 1661 nucleotides long. RefSeq names its product C2H2 type zinc finger transcription factor family. The record is from RefSeq and is a predicted model, not a curated record. Lineage: Eukaryota; Viridiplantae; Streptophyta; Magnoliopsida; Lamiales; Phrymaceae.
GUCGCUUUCUAACAACAACUCUCUCCCACAUUAUAUUUAAUUCCCACCCUUUCACCUCUUCCUCACACACACACACACACACACACAAUAUAUAUAUAUGUGAGUUAAACCUAUAGAUACACUUUUAGCUGGGUUUUUCGAUCUCGUGUUUCUUCAUCAAUGGCGAAUGAACAAGAAAACGAAGCUGAAUCGCUCCCAGUCAAGAAAAACAAGCAGAAAUCUGAUCUACUUCACCUCUGGGUUAACCUGAAAAUCCCCAAACAAGAACAACAACAAGAAGAACGGGGUGCAGAUAUUAUUAUUGAAGAUGAUCAGACAAUUGGCUGUAAGAAUAACACCACGGCUAGGGUUUGUAGUAUCUGUCAGGCAACAUUCGGCUCGGGCAAAGCUUUAGGCGGCCACAUGAGAGUCCACUUCCGACGCGCCGCCGCCGCCGCCAACAAGAAACAGAAUCCCAAACUCCAACCACCCACCACCACCACCUUCAAGAAAGAGAAGAAAAAGAAGAUUGCUUCCGAUCAGAAUCAGAAGCUACCUGUGAAGAAGCCAACGUGUUCACUCUGUGGUAGGGGUUUUCUUUCAAUGAAGUCUUUGUUUGGCCACAUGAGAUCUCAUCCAAACAGGGAAUGGAGGGGUAUUCACCCCCCUUCGAACGCAUCCGUCGAUUUGACCGGGUCGUUGAGCGGUUGGGCAGUCACCGCCAGGCGGGGCCGCCAGGCGGCAUCCACCGCAUCUUCGUCGGAGGUUUCCACCUCCGACGAAGACCACCAGCUCCACCAGGCUGCCGCUUGUCUCAUGAUGCUUUCUCAAAGCGGGGGCGAAAAACCCGAAACUGCGAAAAACCACGUGUUCGAAAAAGAAGUAGUCGAAGAAGAAGAAGCCCGAACGAAGAGGAAAAGGAAGAAGGUGAAGCUGUGUGAUUUGGUUCCUCCAUUAAUGGAUGAUGAUGAUAAGAAGAAGGUGGCAGUGGCGGCGGCGGUGGUGGUUGAUAAAUACAAGUGCAGCUCUUGUGAGAGAUCAUUCACAACUCAUCAAGCAUUGGGUGGACACAUGUCAAGCCACAACAGAUCCAAUCACAACAACAAUAUUAAUCUGAUUAUAAAUAAUAAUAAUAAUAAUAUUUCCAUGCUGGCGAAGAAUGAAGAUCUUGUUUGCAAUGAUUAUCCCUAUCCCCAAGUGGUGGAGGAAGAAACAACCAACAAGGGAGGAGGCUUGAGCUCGAAUGUGGUGAUGGAGUUCGAUCUGAACGAGGCGCCGCCUCCAUCGGACGACGGUGAAUUUUGCAGCAGCUGGUGAUUAGUUAUGAAUUAUGAUGAUGCUUAUGUAUUAUGUAUUUAUUGGGGCCUUGUUUAGUACUUUUAGUUCCUAGUUUUAUUUCUAGUUGCAGCUUCUAUUUAGUGGUAAAUGGUUUCUGGCCUCGAAUAUUUUUCCUCGGCACGAAGGUGGUUCGGUUAAGGCCUGGCCGGCCGGCGGUUAAGUAGUGAUUAUCCAUUUUCUUUUUAUCAGCAUUAGUUAUUGCAGGAACCAUCUUGGUUGUCUUUGUCUUUUUUUUUUUUGCUUGUGUUUAUUUUCUUCAUGGUAAACAUGGUGGUCCAACAAGCUUUUUCAUGAAGUGAACAAGUACAAGAAUUAAUGAACUGAUAAUUAAAUUGACUAUAUAU